Molecule: messenger RNA, 2536 nt
Organism: Pyrenophora tritici-repentis Pt-1C-BFP
Lineage: Eukaryota; Fungi; Ascomycota; Dothideomycetes; Pleosporales; Pleosporaceae
Product: ELMO-CED12 domain containing protein
Biological process (GO): cell motility; actin filament organization
Cellular component (GO): plasma membrane
Source: RefSeq, a predicted model, not a curated record
AUGGACAGCGUCAAUGUCUCCGAAUUGGUCGCCCGCCUCGGGGCGGAGGAGGAGUCGGUGCGGAAAAUGGCCGUCUUCAAACUGCAAAAUGCCAUUGGCGACCCCUCUUUCGCCGACGUAUUCAUAUACGAAGGCGGAUUGCCAAAGCUCCGCUUCCUGGCGCUGCAUUCCACGGGAAAUACUCUGGCUUACUGCCUUACGUCGCUGGCACGCCUGCUGGAGUUGGACAAGGGAUGGGACCAUGUCACUGACGACCUUGUCGCGAGGAUUGUCGACCUCGUCGUCGCGCAGCCCCUAGUCAACGUCAAUCGGGGCGCCAUGUCAGUCCUCGCAGCCAUUGUCGGUCACCCCUCGCGCAACUCGGCCUCUGGCGGCUCCCAAUGCGGCUUCCAGCGCCUCAAGCCAGCUGUCGACUUGCAGUCGCAAUUCCUGCCCGCCCUCGUUGAGAAGAUCACAUCGGCCGACCAUGCGUUAUGUGCAAACUCGCUCCAGCUUAUCAACGCCCUUAUGCGUGACGCCAUUGCCAAUGAUGCAGCUUUUGAGUGGCCCAAGUUCAUAAAGCAGCUACAAGAGCUGGGCGUCAUCAAAAGUGUAUACGGUCUUAUGCAGAGUUCAGCCGUUCAGGACCUGGCUAUCCCUCUCUUGGAAUUCCAGUCCCUUACCAAGAUCUUGCUGCGAAAGUGGAGGGAGGAAAAGGUCGACUUGGAGAACCCCGACCACCGAAGGGCCAUCCGUGGCCUGCACACGGCAAGCAACCCGGACAAGGCGGCGGCAGCGGACCCCCAGGGAAGCAAGAAACAGGACCCUACAAAGUGGAGGCGAUUAGGCUUUGAGACCGAGUCGCCAGGCUGGGAGUUUGGUGCGACUGGCUUCCUAGGCCUCAUGGACAUUACCGACUUUGUCUACAAGAACGAAGAUGGGUUUCAGAAGCUCCUGCUCGAGCAGUCGGCAGAAUCACAGGAGAACCGAUGCCCAAUUGCUCGGGCAAGUCUUUCAGUAACCCAGACGCUAUACGAGCACUUUGAGGUGGACAAGAUUGACGACGUGGAAACUCAUCAAGCCAACGACACGCGGGCCAACUUUGAGCGAGCCUUCAGACCCCUUUUGCUGCACUGGUCUCGGCUCCACACAAGCGGCCUUAAUGCCUUUAUCCGCCUGUGGAAGGCAGCGGGCGCGCAAUUGGACGACUUUGAAAAGAUUGAAGAACUGAUAAGAAUUCUGGUCGAGCAGGUCGUGGGCCAGGCCCCGCGCAUGAAGGACGUCAAGGACGUUGAGGAGGAGCUAGCAGAGUUUGAGCUCAAGCGCCUCCGCGCGCUUCAGAUGGAGGUUCUGGAACUGACGUAUGAAGAUGCGUGGGGCCAGCAUCUCCGCCAAGUACGCGACGAGCUCAAUCACGAGGCGCUGCAGUUUGUCAAAGAGCAGCGUAUACGAUGCCUACUGCAAGGCGCUUGGUUCCCAAUGGGCCUGGAUUACGGUUCAAGUGCGGGUCCAGUUACCAGCAAGACGCUUAAUCGCUCUGUGCCAUCGGCUUGGCGUUUUGUUCGAUUGUCACACAACCGGAGGUAUCUGCACUAUGCUGACUUUGACGACAAGACGGCGACGGAGCCGCGGCUAGACGCACUGCAAGAGAAGAUCGAUCUGUCCAUCGUCUCCUCAGUUGUGAGCAAUGUCUCGGCGUCGGCCCCGUCAACCUCAUCGUCUGAUACCACGCUCAGAACACUGCCAGGCCACGAGCGCGUGUCUACGUCGACCAAGAUUACCAUCCACGGCUAUCUGCCGUCGUCUAAUCAUUCACGACAGACGUCAAGCGGCUCAGGUGCAGGGCGCAAGGAGUCUGUCUUGCUGCAUCUGCACCCCCAAAGCCAUACCCUAGCUUCCGAGUGGCUUGACGGACUGCUGAUGCUGCUCAACCAACAACCAAUUACGGCCGACACCAACAAGUUGAUCACAUUUAUAGGCGGCUACGGGCUCAAAAUACGGCUGCUGAAUGUGCGAUACGAAGAGGUCGGACUGGAAGAGCCGGUUCUCCCGAGCCGCGAAGGGCUGGACGAUGAAUAUUACUACGAUAUUGCCGGAGCUUGAGCAAGCACGACAUGCUUAAUUACAGAAGAACGGGUGUUGACAAGUAUCGAUCUGCAAAGCCAAUGGAAAUUUGGAAUGGGUCGGCCAGAAGCUAAAGUGUAUAGUGUGUUGUGUUGGGUAGGCUAAGAGGAGAGGCUCCGAGAGGCUAAACUUGGAAGCUAAACUUGGCUGACGCGCGAACCAUACGUUGGCGGGGUAGAGGGCGAUGGGCUGUUAGAGUUUUGAUGAAUCAUGUCGAUGUUGACCCAUAUAUUGGGGGAGAUUGCAUACAUAUGCAUACAGCAUAACUAUACGGUAGUGGUAGGGGUUGUUGUUUUUGGUGGGGCCGGCAGAAGAUACAUGUUUGUUUGGGACGGGGGGCCGGCAGUGCGCUUCUCUUGAGAUACCCUUGCUUGUACGUGUGUGCAAUUCACGACAGCAUUGUAUAGCCAAAUGAGCAAUGUUUGUUUUCUUG